CGCUAACGCCAGGGGGUGUUGGUUUUCAAAUUCCUUGCAAGAGACUGUUUCCAUAACCUUUUUUUUCUAAUGAUGAUCACAAAUGUGAGCGAAAAUACCACUUAUGCAGAUUUUUAUUUCAACCAUCUUCUAAAUAAUCAAUUAUGCAUAUUUGAUUCUUGGCUUACUAAAGACUGGUUAGCAUGUUCUUCAUGGCGUAACUGUGAUCAUGAUGCUGCGGAUGAUGAGGAUGACGGACGCAUUGAUUUAGAUAAUUUAUUUAAAUAUAUUUCAGAUAAAAAGUUAUGUGUAGCUGAUUGUUCUGUAAUUGAAUUCGAUACACAUCCUACACAUGAAAUCAGUGUUAAUGAUUUCUGCGUGUAUUGGAGAAAUAAAAUUCAAGGCAACGAUGAUCGUAUUCUUUACUUAAAAGAUUGGCAUUACUUUCAGUGUAAUACAGACAAUAAUCAUUGGUUCAUCUUGCCUAAAUACUUUUCAUCGGAUUGGUUAAAUGAAUUUUGGGAAUUUCGAAAUGAUGUUACAGAUGACUUCAAAUUUGUAUACUUAGGCGUCAAAGGGACAUGGACACCAUUACAUGCUGAUGUAUAUCGUUCAUACAGUUGGUCUGCAAAUAUAGUCGGUCACAAACGUUGGUGGUUCUUCCCUCCUGGAGAAGAAAAGAAACUUCUAUUACCAAAUGGAAAGUUACCUCAUGAUAUACGUUCCAUUAAAAUAAAUAACGAUGUGAAAUAUCACAUUAUUGAUCAGUAUUCUGGGCAAGUAGUUUUUGUCCCAUCUGGAUGGUAUCAUCAGGUUGUAAAUAUGACAGAUUGUAUUUCAAUCAAUCAUAAUUGGUUCAAUGCUACAAAUGUGCAGUGUGUUUGGGAUCAUUUAAAGGAUCAGUUAGAAGCUGUUGAAGAUUCAACUAAAGAUGUUUGCUCAAUUCCUGGAUGGCAUGAAGAAUGUCAGACUUGUUUACGUGCACUAGCUGGAAUAAAUUUCAAAGAAUUUUUCACCUUAUUAAAGUAUAUUUUGAUUACUCGUUGGCCAAGAAAUCAUCCUGAUGAUGUGAAUAAAUUUAUCAAGAAAUGUAAAUCAACACAGUAUACCUCCUUGGAUGAUAAUAUACUCGACAGUGUGAUGGAUUGUGAAUUGUCUGCUUUAAUUGAAACAGAUUCAAGCAUAUUUUAUACUGUAUUGAAAAAUCCUGACUAUUGGAGAGAAUAUUAUGCUGCGGAGACUGUGUCUAAGACUGAUGACGACACAGUAAACUGGAUACGUAUGCAUGAUUUUUGUGUUGUCAUACAAAUUAUUAAACAGUUUGUACAACAUCGUAUUGUAAAAGCUCUGAAACUUUGUCAUAGUGGUGUGCUGCAAUCAUUUUGGGAUAAUUUUUAAGUCUAUUUUUAAUACUAUUUAUUUUGUAAAACGUUCAAUUGUAUAUUCAGUGUGUACUGCAGCUUUUCUCUUGACAACUGGCAAGGACGAGCGAAAUAAAAUG
This is a messenger RNA of Trichobilharzia szidati, 1480 nucleotides long. The record is from the annotation of a GenBank genome assembly. Lineage: Eukaryota; Metazoa; Platyhelminthes; Trematoda; Strigeidida; Schistosomatidae.